Messenger RNA from Cebus imitator (Panamanian white-faced capuchin), 737 nucleotides. Its product is annotated as keratin, type I cuticular Ha1. The transcript is spliced from 6 exons. The record is from RefSeq and is a predicted model, not a curated record. The annotation marks the transcript as partial. NCBI's taxonomy places the organism in Eukaryota, Metazoa, Chordata, Mammalia, Primates, Cebidae. Gene Ontology annotation, molecular function: structural molecule activity.
UACCAGUCCUACUUCAAGACCAUCGAGGAGCUCCAGCAGAAGAUCCUGUGUACCAAGUCUGAGAAUGCCAGGCUUGUGGUGCAGAUUGACAAUGCCAAGCUGGCCGCGGAUGACUUCAGAACCAAGUACCAGACCGAGCUGUCCCUGCGGCAGCUGGUGGAGUCGGACAUCAACGGCCUGCGCAGGAUCCUGGAUGAGCUGACCCUCUGCAAGUCUGACCUGGAGGCCCAGGUGGAGUCCCUGAAGGAGGAGCUGCUGUGCCUCAAGAGCAACCACGAGCAGGAGGUCAACACCCUGCGCUGCCAGCUUGGAGACCGCCUCAACGUGGAGGUGGACGCUGCCCCCACUGUGGACCUGAACCAGGUCCUGAACCAGACCAGGAGUCAGUAUGAGGCCCUGGUGGACACCAACCGCAGGGAAGUGGAGCAGUGGUUCGCCACGCAGACCGAGGAGCUGAACAAGCAGGUGGUGUCCAGCUCGGAGCAGCUGCAGUCUUAUCAGGCGGAGAUCAUCGAGCUGAGACGCACGGUCAACGCCCUGGAGAUCGAGCUGCAGGCCCAGCACAACCUGCGAGACUCUCUGGAAAACACGCUGACGGAGAGCGAGGCCCGCUACAGCACCCAGCUGUCCCAGGUGCAGAGCCUGAUCAGCAAUGUGGAGUCCCAGCUGGCGGAGAUCCGCGGUGACCUGGAGCGGCAGAACCAGGAGUACCAGGUGCUGCUGGACGUGCGUGCCCG